AUGAACAAGAACAAGGAGCUCAGUGUCCCUUGCUGGGACAUGGGCUACCAGGGCCCCAUUCUGGAGCCAGACCUGGGGGAGGGGCUCAUUGAUACGGCGUUAUGGUUAAGUCUCGUGGAAACAUCUCUGAAAGGUGAGAUCUCCUUUGACCCUUGCUGUGCCUACUACCUGUGGUUCAUCAUGGACUUUUGUGAUGGAGGCGACAUGAAUGCGUACCUCCUCUCUCGAAAGCCCAGCCGUAAAACUAACACCAGCUUCAUGCUACAGCUAGGCAGCGCCCUGGCCUUCCUGCACCGGAACCAGAUCAUACACCGUGACCUCAAACCAGACAACAUUCUCAUCUCGCAGGCAUGCACACCCACCGGCUUGUCCGAGCCGAUUCUCAAAGUGGCUGACUUUGGUCUGAGCAAAGUCUGUUCCACUUCUGGGCUCAACCCUGAGGAACCAGCCAGUGUCAACAAGUGCUUCCUGUCCACGGCUUGUGGAACAGAUUUCUACAUGGCCCCUGAGGCAUGGGAAGGCCAAUACACAGCCAAGGCUGACAUCUUUGCCCUGGGAGUGAUAAUCUGGGCCAUGGUGGAGCGCAUCACCUUUGUGGAUGUGGAGACUCAGAAGGAGCUGCUGGGGAGCUAUGUGCAGCAGGGCUCAGAGAUUGUCCCUUUAGGGGAGGCUCUGUUGGAAAACCCAAAGAUGGAGCUGCUGAUCCCUGCCAGGAAAAAGAGCAUGAACAGCCACAUGAAGCAGCUGAUCAGGGAGAUGCUGUCGGCUAACCCUCAGGAACGACCCGACGCCUUCGAGCUGGAACUCAGACUGGUUCGGAUUGCAUGCAGAGAGCUGGACUGGGAUACGUGAUAAAAGGGCAAUGGGACCCACAGACUCAGCCCUUCCAGCACACGUCCAUGUUUCAUCGGUUGCUGUUAACGCAUCAAACUGUUGAAGUAAGCUGUUUGUAACUAUGGGAGGAUAAUUAGAGUAGAUGAUGGAUGUAAAAUGGUUCAUUUCCUGUCCUAGUGCAUAUGGUUCUUCUAUUAGCUGUGUCUUUAUUACUGAAAGAGAGAGGUGUGACACCCACAGCUGCUGCUGCUGCUUCAAACUGCAGCUUUGUCUCAGGCCAUCCACUUCAGACGUCGCUUCCUCCUCACAAUCACUUAUUUGAGCAUAAUGGAAGAACAAAAGAGUCAGUUUAACAUCUCGUCUCCAAAUACCAUCAUGAACUCUGUGUUAAUUGUUACUAAAUGCAAUAUGAAGCAAUGUCCUGUGAUUUUUUUAUUUUUAUUUUUUGUUCUCUCUCCAGUCACCUUAGUGUUUAUGUUGCUUUUAAAGCCAUCUGGGGCAUGGCAGAAUCUGUUGGAAAAGACUUUCAGCCUGGUCAUUAACUCCAGCAUUAUCUGCAGUAUCUCAAGCACAUGCAGUUUCACUCUAAAUGCUCAGGAAAUGAAAACAAACCGCAUGAAGAUAUUUGUAGAGAAAUACCAGUUUGAUUUAAUUUUGCUCCAUGCCAUCGGGAUAAAAUAAGAUUCAGUCUUGAUACUGGAGUGUAUAUUUGUAUCUGUUGGCACUAUUAAUUUGCAGUGAUCAAGUUUGUGAAUAAACACUAGGCAGCUGGUAAGUAUGUAUUGUUUAUCCAAAUCACUAAUUAUAAAAUGAAGAUUUUGUACCCGAUUGAAAAAAGUGCAAAAUAAGUACCAGGUAAUAUCAAAAUUUUUCAGUAAUCCCAGGUUUAUGGUGGACAUUUAGCGUAGAUGCUAGCUUUUAACCAACCAUAGUUUUUAAACCCCAUUAAAAAGUGAUUAGCAUCUUGUUCAUCACUUAUCAAAUCAAACUUUUUAAAGUUAUUGAGACAGUAAGGGUAUGAUCAUUUGAAAUAUUACAGAAAUGUUUUCAUCAGGGUUCAGUAAAAGUAAAAUCUACUGCGA
This is a messenger RNA of Nematolebias whitei (Rio pearlfish), 1916 nucleotides long. RefSeq names its product PDLIM1 interacting kinase 1 like (gene pdik1l). The transcript has 3 exons. Bases 1 to 852 code for a protein of 283 amino acids. Gene Ontology annotation, biological process: protein autophosphorylation; axon extension; autophagy. Gene Ontology annotation, molecular function: protein serine/threonine kinase activity; ATP binding. Gene Ontology annotation, cellular component: autophagosome; cytoplasm. The record is from RefSeq and is a predicted model, not a curated record. Lineage: Eukaryota; Metazoa; Chordata; Actinopteri; Cyprinodontiformes; Rivulidae.